GCGAUUGGAAAAAUAAGAAGCAAACAUGGCCGACGACAUCAACGAAGAGCAUCCUCUUGAUACUGUUAUUUCGAGCUUUGAGGACGCUUUUGAUCAUCCAGAAUUGUAUCUUAAACCUCCCACUUCUCUUCAUAAGAAUACGUUAAUUGCAAUCAAGCAGAUAUUUGACUUUUGCAAGAGAGAUGAACUACGUGGAAAGCGUUCUGUUGCGAGCACGUGUCCUUUGCAGGAACUCUUGAUCGAAAAUUUUGAUGAUGAACAGAUAUGGCAAGAAAUUGAGCUGCAGAAUACUCCUUUGAUGCGUGGACUUAAGCAAGAAAUUUUAGAUUUGAAAGAAAAUCCUAACAAGCUUUCUCUUUUACUUGGAGGAAGACAUAUCGUGAAUCACAGACAGGACUUGGAAGAGAAAAAAGCCAAUUUUGGAAAUGACAACGGCGAAGUAAAACAUGCAGAGAAUUCUGAUGAUCAGUUUGAUAAAGAUGAUGAAAAUGGUGAUGAAGACGAUAAUGAUGAUGACAUCAGCUGCAAUGAUGAUGAUGAUGACUACAAUGACAAUGGUGGAGAUCAUGAAGAGGAAGAUGCCAAUAUUAAUGAUGAUGAUAGUAGAGAAGUUAGCUUUUCUAAUGGUGGUAACAGGAAAUCAAGACCAUCCAAGAAAAAAUCUCAAGUUGAUGACACUUUCUUCAAACUUUCUGAUAUGCUUGAAUUUUUAGAUAAAGAGGACAGAAAAUAUGAAAGAGCUUAUAAAAAGGACAACAAAAUAAAUGAUGAGGAUGUUAGUGGCAAAGAAGAUAUUGAGCCUAUUGACUACUUUAUCGAAAUGGAUAGUGAUGACACUGAUGAUGAUGAAGAUGAGGGGUGGAGUGAAGCUAUAGAUGCAACAGAGUCACUUGUUAGAAGAAAAAAGGAGAAAAAUAGGAAAGUAACCAGAAGGAAAACAUCUGCUAUCAAAAUGAAAUAUGCAGACUUCUUUGAUCCCCCUGAGGGAGAGGAUGGCGAUGGAACAAAUGAACAAAAUGGGGAUGUUGACAAAGAUGAAGAAGAAGAAGAAAUGGAAGUAGAUACAGAAGCUGAUACAGAUCAAGACACAGAGGAUGAUGAAAUUGCUUCUAUAGGUCACAAGGAAGAGGAUACUAAAAUAUUGUCAAAUUUUGAGAAAAAACAAGAAAGGUUAAAACAGAAAAUUGAAAAGCUAGAGAAAGCCAACUUGGCUGAAAAACCCUGGCAGAUGUCAGGAGAAACUGGUGGAACUGUGCGACCAAUCAACAGCUUGCUUGAAGAAGAUGUCAGCUUUGACCAUGCAACCACUUCUGCUCCAGACAUAACAGAGGAGACAACACAAAACUUGGAGGAUAUAGUGAAACAGCGCAUCAAAGAUGAGGCAUGGGAUGAUGUUGAGCGUAAAGUUAAGCCUGUCGCUGAGCCAUAUGAGUACAAGAAAAAGUUACCUCUGGAUCAAGAAAAGAGCAAAUUAAGUCUUAGCCAGAUCUACGAACAGGAAUAUCUUAAACAAACACAGGUGGAAGCUGAAGAGAAAGAAAUUGAAGAGCAUGCAGAGAUCAAAGCCUUGAUGACAAAACUUUUUGUAAAGCUAGACGCUUUGUCAAACUUUCAUUUUACACCUAAACCACCCAAACCAGAACUUAAAGUUGUCAGUAAUGUCCCAGUGAUAUCUGUAGAAGAAGUGACCCCAGCAACUGUGAGUGAUGCAAUGAUGUUGGCUCCAGAGGAGGUCCAUGAAAAGAAGAGAGAUCAGAAAGGAAGUUCUGAGAAAACAGACACUGACAGAAAACGCGACAGAAGGGCCAAGAAAAGAAGGCAACAUGACCAAGCUGCGGCAAGAGGAAAGAAAGCCAAACUUAAGGAAAAGCUCAAACCUGGCCUGGGAAACAAGUAUUCUAAAAAGGCUGCUCUAAAGAAAUUGGAAAAAGAUCAGACAUCUCAAAAAAAUGUGUCUGUGUUGAGAGACGAAGGUAGUGAUAAACCUGUCAAAACUUCAUCAACCUUCUUUUCUCGCCUUCAAGAUGAAGUCAGGGAUCAAGUAAAAGCUAAGAAAGAUAGUAAGAAAAAAAAGGAGAAGUCGGCUGCUAAAGUGUCCCAAUUGAAACUCUGAAGUCAAAGCAUGGUGUGGUUCUACAUUCUGCUUGUCUAAAUGAUUACUGAGCAAUUCUGCAUGAGUGACCUGUCAACAGUCGCGAUGUGAGGUUGCAUUGGAAGAUUUGUGUGUCAAGUAUGGACACGCACACCUCUGAAGCUAAUUUAAAUUAUAAAAUUAGUGAACAAGUUCAGAAGUAAAUUCUGUUCGUGAUGAUACACAAUAAAGGUAUCUGAGAGAAGAAGGUCUAUAACCAUAUGUCUAUCAUCUCUAGUCCUGUUUUCUGAAGCAAAACAAGUAAUCAAUUGCUGUUGAUAACUUUGGUGGAGCUUAAAUAAAAGAAUUUGUUUGAUAGUCA
Molecule: messenger RNA, 2453 nt
Organism: Pocillopora damicornis (cauliflower coral)
Lineage: Eukaryota; Metazoa; Cnidaria; Anthozoa; Scleractinia; Pocilloporidae
Product: U3 small nucleolar ribonucleoprotein MPP10
Biological process (GO): rRNA processing
Cellular component (GO): sno(s)RNA-containing ribonucleoprotein complex; Mpp10 complex; small-subunit processome
Source: RefSeq, a predicted model, not a curated record